Oncorhynchus masou masou (cherry salmon) is the source of this 1554-nucleotide messenger RNA. Its product is annotated as claudin-34-like. Gene Ontology annotation, molecular function: structural molecule activity. The record is from RefSeq and is a predicted model, not a curated record. The coding region runs from base 243 to 983 and encodes 246 amino acids. Lineage: Eukaryota; Metazoa; Chordata; Actinopteri; Salmoniformes; Salmonidae. Gene Ontology annotation, biological process: bicellular tight junction assembly; cell adhesion. Gene Ontology annotation, cellular component: plasma membrane; bicellular tight junction. The transcript is spliced from 2 exons.
GACUGGGGUUGACAGUGAUGGAACAGCAGCAGUGAAACAUUUCAUCUGUGGUCAUUUGAUCCAGGAGCUGCAGGAGGCCUAGCGUUUCUUACUGCAGACUUAUAUCACCUGUGUUUCAUGGGACCAGAGAAGCUGCAGAACUCUGCAGUGGUAUUUGAGUUGACCGGCUGUGGGCAGGAGGACUGAGUCAGGAGUCCAUCUUAAACCCAGAUCAUUGACGUAACCAACCCUCUGACAGGGUCAUGGUGUACCUGGCCCACACGGUUCACUGGCAGUUCCUGGGCCUAGUGAUUGGCUGUGUAGGCUGGAUCCUGACCAUGGCCACAGCGGGCCACAACGAGUGGAGGCUGUGGUACGUAGAGGACGUCUCCGUGGUAACCUCUGGCGUGGCCUGGGUGGGCGUGUGGCGGGCGUGUUUCUACAGCCACACUCUACCCGACUCAGAGUUCUGCCAGCCAAUCAGCAUUGCCGACCUGUUUGUUCCCGUGGAGAUCUCCGUGGCACAGGUGGUCAUCAUGGUAGCAGUGAUAACUGGACUGUUGGGAAACAUCCUUGGUGCGUACGCAGUGAGGAACAUCUAUUUUGGUCAGAAGACUCAUGACUUUAUCAGACUGACGUUCUCAGGGGCCGGGGGGCUGUACAUCCUGACAGGGGUCAGCUUUCUGGUCCCUCUAGUCUGGAACGUGAAAUCUGUCCUGACUAAUCAGACUGUAGCAUUCCCCCCAGAGUUCCACCUCCCUCCUGCCCCCCUCAGACAGGAAGUGGGCGGAGCUAUCUGGAUGGGGGUCGGUGCUUCGAUCUUCCUUAUCUUUGGCGGUCUCCUAUUCCUCUGCUACAGGUAUGUUAUCAGGGCUAAGCCAGUCAGUGGAGAGAACGACAAGGACCCUCUACAUGGGCCACCCAUAAGACUAAAGUCUAUAUCAGAGAAUGGAGACAAGGAGACCAGAGACAACCCUGCCUUCCAGGCUGAUGAAGACUUUUAGGGCAGAGGGCAGACAAACAGGCACUUGUAAACUCCCCGUCAUGGAUUUAAAAGCAUAGAAUUGGUUUAAGCAUUGGCUGGAGAGAGUUUCUGCCAUUGUUUAAUACAUGCAAGAAAGUGUGGAAGUACACACUUUGGGAGAAGGGUGAAAUUAUCAUUUUAGUAUGAUUGUUGAAGUUUAGAGUACAGCUUUGACAAGUGCAUAGACGCACUGAUCUAUAUUUUGGUCUCUGAUAAGUGUGACUAAUGAAAACUGCAAUUGUUUUGAUUGAUUGUAUAUAUUUGCAACCUAAUUUAUUUGAAAUGUUGUAACUGUAAUUUUGUAGUGAUCAUGCUUGAACUGUUGUUCUCGAGGCACCAUUACAAAUGAGACCCUGAUCUCAAUGGAUUCCGCAGUUAAACAAAGGCUAAUAAUAAAAUCAAAUUAACAUGACAAAGUUCAUGAAAUCCUUGGAAUGUCAUCAUGUGUAAAAUAACUUUUUUUUUUAAAUGUAAGUGAAAAGAAUGUGUCAGCUGUACUGUAUUGUUACUUCAUAUAAUUUCAUAAUAAAUAGAUUUUUAUAUUGAAAUCA